AUGAGGAGUCCCAGAUUCUUCAUCAACGCCCGGUCGCGGUUUUCCCAAAUCUGGACCCUACGAACUCGACAAUAUCAAUAUGCGCCAUUGCCGUCAGCGACCUCUAUACGUCUCUUGGAACUGUCUCCUUCGGACGAUAGUAAAGUAUCAUGCUCGUUAAGAGCCUUUGAGCUUAGAGAUGCCCCGCCGUUCGACGCUCUAAGCUAUACUUGGGGAAACCCCUUACCUCAGCUCUCACGGGCUUCAUUACCAGCCUCAAAGGGACGAAGGCCAACAACAACAUCAAAUAGCCUGUCUCGCCCGCCGUAUUCCUCGAAGAAAAUAGAACUAGCAAACGCUCCUGAGGAUUCCGGACGAAUUCGCCGUUAUCCCAUCAUCUGCGACGAUUCCAGCAUCUUUGUCACAGCAAAUCUCAAAGAUGCCCUCCAAAUGCUCUGCAAGUCUCUUGGCUCAACUGAGAGAAUUACCGAGUCUCGUUAUCUUUGGAUUGAUGCUAUAUGUGUUGAUCAGAAAAACAUCCUCGAGCGGAACCUUCAGGUCGCCCUCAUGGCAGAAACGUUCAAAGCUGCUCAAAAAGUGAUAGUAUGGCUUGGGAAAGAGGAUGAAUUUACAUCUGAUGCAUUAACUGUAAUCAACGCUAUAUCAACGAUCCCCGAACCCCACUGGGCUUCCGCAAGCUACACGAGUUUUUAUGCAGACGAGGGAUGCCUCAAAGAGCUUGGUAUCUCGCACCUAUCCAUUUUCAAUUGGCUUGGAUUCAUCGCAUUCAUCAACCGACCAUGGUUCAAAAGGGCAUGGGUUGUCCAAGAGAUUGCUCUAGCUAAAACCGCGGUUCUUGUAUGUGGUCAAAAUACCCUUCCAUGGGACAAGCUCUCCAAAACUUUAGCUUUUAUCAAAAAGAGCCGAUGGUACCAUCAUCUGUCGACCGAGAAGCUGAGACAUGUUGCCACUGUCAGAGAGACACCAGGGGUGUAUAAGAACUUAUUGAAGUCAAAGGCAGAAGUUGACAUGUCAUCGUUCUAUCUAGAUCGGACGCGGAUACAGGUAGCUGCUUCAGGCCGGUUCGUACCGCAUUCGGCCGUUCGACGACGAAAACCAUCACUUCGCGUUCUUCUCGACACGCAUCGAUUCUCCGGGUCUACCGAUGCGAGGGAUAAAGUCUACGCGUUUCUCGGACUCGCGGACAGGAAGGCGUUCCCAUUCAAUACCCAGCCAAAAGCCCUAGCCGCGGACUACAAGCUAACAGUACAGCAAGUGUACACUGAAACUGUACGAGCGCUCUUGAUAGCAAACAAAGACCUGGAUAUUCUAUGCCACAAAGAAGAUCGCUCCCGGACCAAGAUACCAAGCCUUCCAUCAUGGGUGCCGGACUACUCUGUCGCCAUAAAGCCAUAUCCUCUCAAGUUUCGAGGAGUUGUGCAAAUGAAACUUUGGAAAGCUUCCGGCAAGCUCUCAUGGGCACCAGACAUGGCUGCAAUGAACAAUGGCCUACUCCCCGUUCAAGGCUAUUUACUAGAUGUAAUCGAUAAUGCUUCCAUUAUGCGAGAAGAAUCACAAGAUCCCGUCGCACCUUGGGCCAGCAUCGUUAGGCUAGCACUCGGACUGGACGACUAUUAUCGAAUCUGUCGACUCAACUAUCGGCAAAUUUCACGCGUCGAGGUUCUCUGGAGGACUUUGACUACGAACACUUACGCACGCCAGCACCCGGCUCCAACUAGGGCCGGGGAGAUGUUUGUUGAUUAUAUCUUAAAUCUGCAAAUACGACACAGAUUGACGCCCUGGUCCAGCGACAUUGACUUUCAGCCUCAGCAUAAUCCUCUUUCUGCUUCAAUAUACCCCGAAUGGCAUGCGCUGCUCUCAGCUGAGCCCGAGGGAUCACCUUACAAUAUUGGAGCAUACAAGCAGCGGUUGACAUCUGUCGUAGAGAGCAUGUUCAACGGGACGUAUUCUCCCAUCGGGCUUGCACAACUCCAGCACGAGCUUGAUAAUGGCGGGGGAACCAUGCGCCGUUUAUUCAAGACUCAUACUAAGUUCCUUGGCACCGGACCGCGCUCUCUUCAACUGGGCGAUGAGCUAUGGGUACUCGCAGGAGCGCCAGUCCCAUUUGUUUUGCGUCGGCUUCCCAACGGCAACCAUCAGCUUGUUGGCGAAGCAUAUGUGUACGGCCUGAUGCACGGCGAGGCGCUUGAGAUGGGUCUCAGUCUUGAAAAAACGACCUUGGAAUGA
This is a messenger RNA of Mytilinidion resinicola, 2226 nucleotides long. RefSeq lists its product as uncharacterized. Bases 1 to 2226 code for a protein of 741 amino acids. NCBI's taxonomy places the organism in Eukaryota, Fungi, Ascomycota, Dothideomycetes, Mytilinidiales, Mytilinidiaceae. The transcript is spliced from 2 exons. The record is from RefSeq and is a predicted model, not a curated record.